Messenger RNA from Hordeum vulgare subsp. vulgare (domesticated barley), 845 nucleotides. Its product is annotated as short-chain dehydrogenase TIC 32 B, chloroplastic-like. The transcript has 4 exons. The record is from RefSeq and is a predicted model, not a curated record. NCBI's taxonomy places the organism in Eukaryota, Viridiplantae, Streptophyta, Magnoliopsida, Poales, Poaceae. The coding region runs from base 36 to 845 and encodes 269 amino acids.
ACCAUCUCUCUCUCUCACCCUCUGCAGCCUCCUCCAUGAGCGCCAUGCUGAGCUCGCUGAGGUACCUGGCCGGCUCGUCCGGCCCGAGCGGCUACGGCUCGCGCACCACCGCCGAGGAGGCCACCCUGUACGCCGGCGACCUGAGCCACAUUACCGCCAUCGUCACCGGCGCGACCUCGGGCAUCGGCGCCGAGACGGCCCGCGUGCUCGCCCGGCGCGGCGCCCGGCUCGUGCUCCCGGCGCGCAACCUCAAGGCCGCCGAGGAGGCCCGCGCCCGCAUCCUCGCCGGCCUCGCCGUCCCGGACGGCGACCGCGUCGAGUUGCUCCCGCUUGACCUCUCCUCCCUCGGCUCCGUCCGCCGCUUCGUCGCCCGCUUCCUCGCCCUCCGCCUCCCCCUCCACCUCCUCAUAAACAACGCGGGGCAGUACGCGGAGCGGUUCGCGGUGUCGGAGGACGGCGUGGAGAUGACCUUCGCCGCCAACUACCUGGGCCACUUCCUGCUCACCAAGCUGCUGCUGCCGGCCAUGGCGGACACGGCCAGGGCCACCGGCGUGCAGGGCCGGAUCGUUGGUACGUGCAGUCUAUUUGACGGCGCCGCGAGCUCAUCCACGCCCGACGAUGCCGCGAGCUCAUCCACGGUGCCGCGAGGCUGCCCCAUCGCCGUCGCCCGUCGCCCUCCGCCCCUUAAGCCCACGCCGUCGCCCGUCGUUGUUGCCCUCUGCCCCCCGCCGCCAUCGCCGUCGCCCUCCGCCGCCCCGAGCCGUCGCCAGUCGCCCUCGCCCCCCGCCGCCGUCGCCGUCGCCCUCGCCGCCCACGCCGUCACCCCGGCCGCCCCCAAUUUGUAG